UCAGAUUGAUCAUAAAUAAGUAUAGACAACGCGAGAAGCAUCUCGAAGACAAAGAAUCUUGUCUAACCGUUUCUUUCUUUCUAUAAUUAGUCAAUACUUUCCCACAUAUAUAGUACAUGUUCUCUUUACACAUUUCAUUCCUCAACAAAAUAUAACGACAAAGCUUACAACUAAAGCACACAACAAACAACACUUUUAUUUCAUCUCUUCUUGGGUUUGUGGUUCGAUUUUGCAUCGAUAACUUUUCAUUUGGAUUGUGUGGAGAACAACUAGUUGGGUGGAUAUUUUUCUAUACUUUUCUUAUAGUUUGUGCAUUACUCCUAAGUUACCAAUUAAGUUACCAAUCAUUAAGUAUCAAUCAUGUUUCCUGCAUACAGAAACAUGGACUCAUACCCCUUUCACAGAAACCAUAUGCCAACCCCUCAUUAUUAUCAUCCUGCCAUGGAACCUGUUCCUCCUCAAAUGACCGAAUCACCCUUCCCUUAUGAACAUCCUUGGCCUUAUGCAGGCAGUUAUGCACCACAUUUCUGCUAUGACCAUAACAACUUUCCUGGUUACUAUAGUCAAAGACCUUGUUAUCCUCAUGUUCCUCAUACUCCUGCUUAUUCUGGAGGUUGUCCUUUAUAUGGUGAACCAUUUUCUGCUCCUUAUUAUCCACAAUCACAUUAUAGCAUGCAGCUUCCACGAUAUGAAUACGAUAAAUAUAUGCCGAGGGAGCAUCAUUGCUGCGGUUGUUCUAAUCAUAUGUGCAACCAAAAGGAAGAUAAAACUGUGAAGAUUGAGGAGCAAGAACCUAAUCUUGGUAAGAAAGAGAAUGAUGCCAUGGUUCCGAUUCAGUUUAGAAAUAUUCCAUACCCUUUGGUUUGGAUUCCACCAGAAUAUUAUGGUGACAAACAACCGAAAAAUCCUACUAAAGCUGAGGUGGAUGAGCAUGAAGAUAAAGUGGCACGUGAUAAAAAACUUACCUGUGCGGACAAUGUGAAUGCUGAUGUGAAGCCAGCAUUUGAGCCAAGAUUAUGGAACGGAUGGUUUCCCUUCGAUGUAAAAGGUUCGCCGAAUGUGUUACGCGAUGGAGAUGGAAUAAGACACCUUAAGAAAGAAACUGGUGAUAAUGUGAAGGAAUCAGAAAAUGGAAGAAUGGAUCAGAAACAUCAGAGUGAACAACAAAAGAGAUCUGAAUUUCCAUUUCCUUUCAUUUGGUUGCCUUAUAUCAAUAAGCAGGAGGAAGAUGGAAGAACAAACAAUCAUGAGAGCAAUUCCACAACGGAACGUGUUGAGGAGGUACCUCAUACUUUCAAAUCUUUUCCAGUGAAGUCUUCUAUGGAUGAAGGUGUUACAGAAAGGACCAAAUCAACUGAUGUUGAGUCCAAAGAUAGAAGUGCCUCUGAUGUUACAGAAAAAGUGAGUAACCAGAGAAAUAUUCCUGUGAAGCAGAUCGAGCCGAAUCAUGUGAAAAAUGACUCGAACGUAAGUGAAAAGAGAGAAAUUAAUGUUUCUGAAGAGAAUGCAACAAAGAAAGACUCUCACUCAAGCAAAAGACGAUCAACAUCUCCGCCUAAGCGAACCAAGCUACCUCCUGUUUGUCUAAGAGUUGAUCCACUACCAAGGAAGAAAAAUAGCAAUGGGAGUUCAAGGUCUCCAAGUCCACCUGCUUCAAAAGAACACUCAAAAGCUAUAGCUUGUGAAACAAAAACCACUCCUUCGGACAACAUGGAAGAUAAGACCAAGCGGAGUUCGAAUAUUCAAAAUGUGCCCCCAAAGGCUGGUGAGGAAGUUAUGCCAAAGGUGAAAACUAUUGAGGUGUCCCAAAAUAUUCCUUUAGACAACAUGACAGACAAGGCCGAGGUGAGCUCGAAUAUUCAAAAUGUGCCAAAGACUGGCGAGGAAGUUACGCCAAAGGUGAAAACUAUUGAGGUACCCGAAUACAUGACUAAUGAAAACAAGUGUGCAAGCACAACAACUAAUGAAGGUUGUAAAAAAGAAAGAAAAGUUUUGUUGGAAGCAGAUGCCGCUGUUUUGAUACAAGCUAUUUAUCGCGGACAUCUAGUGAGAAAAUGGGAGUCCUUGAAGAAAUUGAAGCAGAUAGCUGAAGUUAGUAAGGAAGUUACUCAUGUUAGAGACUGUGUCAAAGCUUUUGAAGGCUCUUCUGAUUUUCAAAAUAAUGGCAAGCAAAAGAUUGCAAUUGGAGAGACCAUAAUGAGACUAUUGCUGAAGUUGGAUACCAUACAGGGUUUGCAUCCAAGUUUGAGGGAAAUCAGAAAGUCUCUGGCUAGAGAGCUUGUGACCUUGCAGGAAAGGCUUGAUUCUAUAAUGGCUGAUAAGUAUCCUCCGCAGCAGAUACAAGAUUUGGAUGCUAAGGAAUCUGUCAAAGUCUCUCCAAUGAGUUUUCAGAAUGGAGAACAUAAUCAAGAGCAUGAAGAAAAAAUAACGACAUCACAUGAAGAUUCAUCUGAAAUUAUAAAUGAUGGGAAACAUGACGAUCGAUUCUACAUGGAGGAUAAUGAUGGUGGAAGUGAACCUUUGCCUCACGUUGAUCCUGCAUCAAUUGAAGGAUCAGCGCCUACUGUGUUACCGAAUCCAUCAGUUAAUGAGGAUAUUAGCCAAGUGGUUGCUGAUGUGUCAUUGGAUUCAACAAGUAAGAUUUCGGACAAAGCGGACGGAGAAUGCAAAUUGAAAUCAGAGGUCACUGACCUACCUCAAGAGGUUGGCAAACUGGAUAUGAAUGGUUUGGAAGAAUUGCCUGUGGGAGUUAUUGACGAAAAUGUCAUCGGUAAUUCAGCAAGUGAAGGGUUAGAUUCUGAUGCACAUGCAAUGACGGUGCUACCGGUGGGAGUGCUCGAUGAAGACAUGACUACAUCUGACGAGACUAAUACCUCAGAUAUUGGAGCAAUGAAGGAGUUACCGGUGGGAGUACUUAAUGAAUACGCGGCCAAAUCUGAAGAGACUAAUACCUCUGAUGUGCAUGAAAUGAAGGUGCUACCGGUGGGUGUGCUCGACGAAGACGCGGCUAAAUCUGAAGAGACUAAUACCUCUGAUAUGCAUGCAAUGGAGGUGCUACCAGUGGGAGUGCUCGAUGAAGACGUGGCUAAAUCUGAAGAGACUAAUACCUCUGAUAUGCAUGCAAUGGAGGUGCUACCGGUGGGUCUGCUCGACGAAGAUGCUGAUAUGGGCGCUAAUAUGGAUGCAAUGAAGAUGCUACCAGUGGGAGUGCUGGAUGAAGACAGGGGUAAAUCUGUAGAGACUAAUACCGCUGAUAUGCAUGCUUUGAAGGUGCUACCAGUGGGCCUGCUUGAUGAAGACGCGGCUACAUCUGGAGAGAUUAAUACCUCUGAUAUGGAUGCAAUGAAGGUGCUACCGGUGGGAGUGCUCGAUGAAGACGCGGAUACAUGUGAAGAGACUAAUACCUCUGAAAUUGAAGUACAAGCCGAAAAUGAGGUAUUGAAUGAAGAACUCCCAGUAGGACUGGUUGAUGAGGAUGCAGAGAAAUCUGAAGCAGAAAAAUCUGAAUAUAAUACAAAAGAACCUCAACUAGAGAAGUCAUUGGUUGAAGAAAAAGAAGAGGUGAAGUCAACUGAGGAAUCAGAUGGUUGGGUAAAGAUUGAAUUGCAGAAAGAAGAUGAUGAGCUCAAAGUGGAUGCACCUAUGGAUAAAGAGGAAUCAGGAACUGGAAAUGAUACUAAGUUAUCAUCUCUAGAAAGUAUUGAUCAUGGCAAUGAAGAAGCAUGCUCGGAAGGAAAAAAUGUAGCUAACACGUUGAAUGAGAAGCUUGCACAGCAAGAAACAAAAGUCGAUGCUGGUGACAUGAAAUUAUUGGAAGAGAAUGAGAAACUAAGAAAGUUAAUGAAGGAGUUGCUUGAAGCUGGGAAUGAACAGUUAAGUGUAAUAUCAAAUUUGACUGGGAGAGUGAAAGAUUUGGAGAAGAAAUUAGCUAAAACUAAGAGGAGUAAGAAAGUGAGGACAAAGAGACAUAAACCAGUAACUCCAAAAAUGCAUUGUUCAAACUCUUCUGAGUAAUCAAGUGAAUGUGGAUUUUGUAUGUAACUGUGACAAGUGGUAUGAGCCUUGUAACGAUAAUGAUGUAUAAUUGUAAUGUUUGUGAUAUGAAUAAAUGAAUGUUAGUUUACAUUUAUGUAUAUCAUGAUUUUGUUUGA
This is a messenger RNA of Trifolium pratense (red clover), 4151 nucleotides long. RefSeq names its product BAG family molecular chaperone regulator 6. Gene Ontology annotation, molecular function: protein-folding chaperone binding. Gene Ontology annotation, cellular component: plasmodesma. Gene Ontology annotation, biological process: protein folding. Lineage: Eukaryota; Viridiplantae; Streptophyta; Magnoliopsida; Fabales; Fabaceae. The coding region runs from base 361 to 4014 and encodes 1217 amino acids. The record is from RefSeq and is a predicted model, not a curated record. The transcript is spliced from 3 exons.